Pelodiscus sinensis (Chinese soft-shelled turtle) is the source of this 1602-nucleotide messenger RNA. The record is from RefSeq and is a predicted model, not a curated record. NCBI's taxonomy places the organism in Eukaryota, Metazoa, Chordata, Testudines, Trionychidae.
AUGCACAAGCGUGCACAGACUAAAAUUGAUCCAGGAGAUAAGUGUACCAAAUACCCACCAGUACUGAGUGGGGCGUUUGCAGGGAGCGUGGGCGUGCUGUGGGAGCUGAGUGCACCCGCUGGGCAGCACUGGAGCAGUCGGGAGCUAGCGGGUGCUGCUUUGCUGUGUCCCCUGGCAGACGUGAAGCACUAUGCCGUGUUCGUGGGCAGCGGGCAGAGACGUUUCUCCAGCCUGGACGGCAGCGGAGCAGAACGGCUCAACAUCCAGCGCAUGCUGAAAGUCAACAGGACUCUGUACAUCGGCGACAGGGAUAACCUGUACCGGGUGAGCCUGGAGCCUGCCACGGCCAGCGAGAUGCGCUACCAGCGGAAACUGACGUGGCGGUCGAACCCACACGACAUCAGCAUCUGCCGGAUGAAGGGGAAGCACGAGGCAGAGUGCCGGAACUUCGUCAAGGUGCUGCUGGUGAGGAACGAGAGCUCGCUCUUCGUGUGCGGGACCAACGCCUUCAACCCCGUCUGCGCCAACUACAGCAUGGACACCCUGGAGCCCAUUGGAGACAACAUCAGCGGCAUGGCCCGGUGCCCCUACGACCCCAAACAUGCCAACGUCGCCCUCUUCACGGGCGGGAUGCUGUUCACGGCCACGGUGACAGAUUUCCUGGCAAUCGACACAGUGAUCUACCGGAGCCUGGGGGACAGCCCGACCCUGCGCACCGUCAAGCACGACUCCAAGUGGUUCAAAGGUGGGGUCCUGUCCCCGUGGGCUUGGCAGGCAGUUCAUUGGCGGAGCCAGCCGUGGCGCCCCUCCCCGCGCUGGUCCCUGCUGCAGGUGGUGGUGUCCCGGGUGGCCCGGGUGUGUAAGAACGACAUGGGCGGCUCGCAGCGGGUGCUGGAGAAGCAGUGGACGUCCUUCCUCAAGGCCCGGCUGAACUGCUCCGUGCCGGGGGACUCGCAUUUCUACUUCAACGUGAUCCAGUCGGUGACGGACAUCGUGGAGCUGGGCGGGCGGCCCGUGGUGCUGGCCGUCUUCUCCACGCCCGCCAACAGGCCCGGGUGCUGCGCGGCCCCCGGCAUGCGCUACAACUCCUCCAGCUCCUUCCCGGACGAGAUCCUCAACUUCAUGAAGACGCACCCCCUGAUGGACGAGUCGGUGCCCUCGCUGGGCCAUGCCCCGUGGAUCAUCCGCACCAUGACCCGGUGUGUGCGUGAGGGCAGUCAGCGCGGUAACUCCAAGGGCAGCGCCAGCCCCGCAGCCAUCAGCGCCGGGAGCCAGAGCCUGCUCCUGGAGGAGUUUGAGACCUACCACCCCGGCAGGUACGUCGCCACGGCCUCGGCGUCGCCACGGCCUCAGCGUUCCCAGAGAACGGGAAAGUCCACAGGGAUGGGCCUGGCGUAAGCACCCGGACAGAGGGAGCCGCAUCUCCUUGCUGCUUUCUCGGGGUUAACGAAGGGGUUUUCUCAUGGCAGCAGGGAGCCCUCUCUGGGUUCAUCUAGACGACAGGCAUUUGUCAACAGAGGCUUUGUCGACAGAUACUGUCAACAAAGCUUGUGUCGACAAAGAGUGUCUAGCAAGCCGCCUUGUCGACAAGAGAAUGUAGAC